Molecule: messenger RNA, 5002 nt
Organism: Saccoglossus kowalevskii
Lineage: Eukaryota; Metazoa; Hemichordata; Enteropneusta; Harrimaniidae
Molecular function (GO): calcium ion binding; protein binding; scavenger receptor activity
Source: RefSeq, a predicted model, not a curated record
UCCAAUAGUUUGAUCAUUCAACCCAGUGCAAAGGAUUUCACUGUUAUCUACUAUAGGCUACCCAGCAACGUACAAUUGACACUGAUUCUAUAUUCGCUGUGAGGUUGUCCAAAACGUGACGGAAUCUAAAACAAUUUUGUGAGAAGAAAUUACUAGGAACUGAAGAACUUUCGAGGACUGUUUGGGUGAAAGCACUACCAUGGAUCUUAUACCUAGUGGAAAAACGUUUCUAUCCAAACUGUUACUUGUUGUUGGACUUUUGAUACUUUUUAUUAAAAUGGGACGCACUGGCGAAUUGCACCCCGGCAUGCGCAACGUUUGUCCAUACCAAGAAGUUCAACUGGUGGGCCAUCGCCAGCCGUGCGUGCGGGAUUUCACCAAAUGGGUUAAAGUUUGGAAAAACAACUGCGGGUACAAUCAACAAGAAUGGUGUGUCGGCUACGAACGAAGAACGGCGUACUAUACAACUUACAGGACGGUAUAUCAGGAGACUUAUCAAACAACGUACAGAUGCUGUCACGGGUGGUCACAGCUAAACGGCGAGUCAGGCUGUGCUUAUCCAACUUGUAGCAGUGGUGUAUGUUUUAAUGGAGGAACAUGUUCAACUGACUAUUCCAAACUGUGUAUCUGCCCUCCAGGAUUUCAAGGACCCAGAUGUCAAUAUGAUACAAAUGAAUGUCAAAUUAACAAUGGUGGAUGUCGGAAUGGUGCAAGUUGCUGUAAUACAAUUGGCAGUUUCUAUUGUAAAUGUCCAGCUGGGUCUCAACUUGCAUCUGAUGGAAGAACUUGUGAAGAUUCCAAUGAAUGUAACAAUAAUAAUGGCGGAUGUCAAUCUACCUGCUUCAAUACAGGGGGAGGACAUCGUUGUGAUUGUCCGGCAGGUCAACAACUUCAUUCUGAUGGAAGGUCCUGUGUUGCCAUUGAUGGGUGCAGUAUGAACAAUGGUGGUUGUGAACAGCGUUGUAUAUCACAUUAUGGAGGGCGUUACAGUUGUCGUUGUGAUCCUGGUUAUAAACUGGCUGCUGAUGGAAAAUCAUGUGAUUUAUCCAAUCCAUGCAGUGUAAACAAUGGUGGAUGUUCACAACGUUGUGUUGCUCGUGGUACAAAUAGAGUGGUUUGUCAGUGCAAUGAAGGAUAUAAAAUAUCAUAUGAUGGAAAGACUUGUGAAGACAUAAAUGAAUGUGAAUCUAAUACAGUAUCUUGUGAACAUAGCUGUCGUAAUACACGUGGGUCAUAUACUUGUGCAUGUAAACCUGGAUACCAGCUAGGCAGAGAUAAAGAAACAUGUUUCCAAAUAAACAUUGAAAUUGUAGAGGAUCCGUGUGGAACUGAUAACGGUGGAUGUGGAGGAUCAUGUGAUUUCCAAAAUGGGAAUAUUAUUUGCAGUUGUAACUCUGGCUAUCGACUCACAGGUGAUGGAAAAGGAUGUGAAGAUAUAAACGAAUGUACUAUGGAAGAGGCGUGUUGUGAACAAAUAUGUAAUAAUAAUGCUGGAUCAUAUGAGUGUGGUUGUAGUAAUGGAUUCCGACUCAAAUCAGAUUCAUGUCAGUGUGAAGAUGUUGAUGAAUGCCUGUCUGAUAAAGGUGGCUGUGAACAAUUAUGUGUUAAUUCAGUUGGCUCUUAUGCAUGUGAAUGUCAUAACGGUCAUGACCUUGAUGUCAAUGGCAGAGGCUGCAUAUGGGGUGGUGGUUCGCCAGGAUUGAACACUAGACCACCACCUGUGGCACCCACUGUAAGGUUUCAUGGAACACCAAAAGCUGUUGUAUCAUUAGAUUAUUUAAACCAUGGUCGCCAAGCAUUGAAUGGAAUAACUUCAGUUGAGAAAUGUCAAAAAGGUUUCUUUGGUUCAAAUUGUGAAUACAACUGUGAUUCCUGUAUAAAUGGCGGUGCGUGUAAUUUAGAUUUUGAUGGUUGUGAAUGUCCUGCUGGAUGGACUGGAUUGUUGUGUAAUGAAACUUGUCCUGAAGGCACGUAUGGUAAAGCAUGUAAUGAGAUAUGUAGCUGUCUGAAUGGUGGAACCUGUAACACGAUUACUGGACGAUGUACCUGUCCACCUCAUGUAUUUGGGAUCAACUGUGAAGAUGGCUGUGCUAAGGGUCUGUGGGGUUCCAGCUGUGAGAAGAGAUGUCAAUGUCCAGGACAGGGCAGGACAUGUGAUCGUGAUUAUGGUACAUGUGACUGCGAUCCUGGAUUUUUUGGAAUAAAUUGCAAUAUACAAUGUCCUGAGUAUACAUAUGGUAGACAAUGUUCUGAUGAGUGUGAAUGUGAUCGUAGACACUCUACUGGUUGUCAUCCUGUACAUGGUACUUGUAUAUGUAAACCUGGAUAUCAGGGAACAAGAUGUAGCCAAGAUUGUGAUAUUGGAUAUUUUGGGGAUGGCUGUGAAGAAAAAUGUCUGUGUUUAGACACGUCUGCCUGUAACCAUGUGACUGGAGAAUGUAUGCGUGACUGUCCACCUGGAUAUACUGGAGAAGCCUGUGAAAUACCAUGUGAGGAAGGAACUUUUGGUCGAAAUUGUUUACACAAUUGCUUGUGUAGUGGCAGUCUUUGUGAUACAACCACAGGGUUAUGUUUCUGUGAUCCUGGUACAAGAGGAGAUCAUUGUGAAUUAGAGUGUGCUGAAGGUAAAUGGGGUGAAGAUUGUUACAAGUAUUGUGACUGUAAAAAUGGAGCUAAAUGUAAUAAAGUUACUGGUAAAUGUGAGUGCAAGCCAGGAUGGUUCACACAGGACUGUAGUGAAAGUUGUCCUGAGAGUCAUUAUGGAUUAAUGUGUCGUCAGCGAUGUGACUGUCAAAAUGGAGCAAGCUGUGAUCCUGUCACAGGGGAUUGUCACUGUGCGAUUGGAUGGCGUGGAACUACUUGCAAUCAACCCUGUGGUAUUGGUAUGUAUGGUCAGGACUGCAGUCUAAAAUGUAACUGUCGUAAUCUUGGAGAAUGUGAUCCAGUGUCCGGUGAAUGUAUAUGUGCACCUGGAUGGCAAGGAAGGGACUGCGAUCAAAAAUGCAGUAAUGGUACGUAUGGAAGUAUGUGUAAAUCUCCAUGUGCUUGUGCCAAUGGUGCUGACUGUGAUCAUAUCAGUGGAUCUUGUACUUGUACUGCUGGUUGGAGAGGAACCAUUUGUGAUAGAGCUUGUCCCGAUAACUACUACGGUUUUGAAUGCCAGGGUGUAUGUCACUGCGGCAAUGGUGCCAGAUGCAACCACAUAUCCGGUGAAUGCUACUGUGCACCAGGAUUUACUGGUCAUGCAUGUCAAGAAGUUUGUACUGACAACUCUUGGGGGUCAAAUUGUACGGGUACGUGCGAUUGCUUGAAUGGCGCUACAUGUGAUCAUGUGACUGGACGAUGUCUCUGCACAAAUGGUUGGAAAGGAGCGAAAUGUGAUCAGGUUUGUUCUGCUGGUUUCUUUGGUGCUAACUGUGCACAACGUUGUAUAUGUCGAAAUGGAGCUGAUUGCAAUCAUAUGACUGGUCAGUGUACGUGUAGCGCCGGAUGGACCUCGGUUGCGUGUGAACUUGAGUGUCCAAAUGGCUACUAUGGACCUGGUUGUGUAAUGCAUUGUCAAUGUCAGAAUGGCGGUAGUUGUGAUAGGUAUAAUGGUACAUGUCAUUGUCAACCUGGAUGGACAGGAGUGUAUUGUCAACAAGAAUGUUAUGAUGGUUUUUUUGGUGAUGAUUGUGAACAGCGAUGUUCAUGUCAGAAUAGUGCAGAGUGUGACCAUAGAUCUGGUACUUGUAGUUGUACUCCUGGAUGGCAAGGACGUUAUUGUGAUUCACCAUGUUUUAAUGGUUACUAUGGCGAUCACUGUGCAAACAAAUGUGAUUGUCCGCCAGAACAGCCAUGUAAUCAUGUGACAGGACAGUGUGUGUGUCCAGCUGGCUACAAUGGCUACCAAUGUAAUAGGGUUUGUCGUGCUGGUACAUGGGGUGAAGGUUGCAAGGAAUCCUGUCAGUGUGGUCUCAAUACUGUGUGUAACCCUAUCACUGGAGAGUGCCAAUGCAAGCCUGGAUAUCGUGGGAAAAACUGUGAUAAAGAUUGCCAUUCUGAUCACUAUGGUAACAACUGCCAAUUGAGAUGUGAAUGUGAAAAUGGUGGUCAUUGUGAUUCAAUAACAGGAGAAUGUACUUGUCUUCCUGGGUGGAUUGGACCAAAAUGCAAUAAAGCAUGUCCUGACGGACGAUAUGGUCUCAAUUGUAAUAACAAAUGUGAGUGUGUUAACGGUGGUAUUUGUGAUGAACAGACUGGUAAAUGUACAUGUCCAUCAGGGUUUAUGGGAAUAUUCUGUGAUAACGAGUGUCCACUUGGUAUGUAUGGUGAAAGGUGUCUGAAACAAAAGUUUUGUCGUAACAAUGGUAUCUUAGAUAUGGAGUCAGGUGUGUGCAAAUGCAGUCUGGGAUGGACUGGACCGACUUGUGAACAAGAAUGUUUGCGCGGUUACUAUGGUGCUAAUUGUCAGUUAGAAUGCGUAUGUGAAAAUGGUGGAAGAUGUGAUAGGGUAUCUGGAUGUUGUGAUUGUCAACCUGGUUACUAUGGGCAACAGUGUGAAUAUGAAUGUCCGGAGGGAUAUUAUGGUUCCUACUGCCGUAAUCGAUGUGAUUGCAAGAAUGGUGCUAAAUGUGACCCCCAAACUGGUCAGUGUCUCUGCAAACCUGGCUGGAAAGGAGACCGUUGUGCAAAACCUUGUUCUGUUGGUUUCCAUGGUGCUAAUUGUUUAAAAGAAUGUAGUUGUUUUAAUCAGUCACUAUGUAAUGCUGUGACAGGAAAGUGUCAUUGUCCGCCUGGAUUUACAGGAGACACAUGCAUAGAAGCUUGCUCUGCUGGUAAAUAUGGUCCUGAUUGUUUAUACAAUUGUGAAUGUACAAAUGGUGCUACAUUGGUCUAUGAACAAGGUAAAUCCCACAAUGGUGCUUGUAUCUGUAGAAACCAAUGGAUUGGUGCUACUUGUGAACAAGGUGGACCGCCUCAUUUUUCAAAACUCACUGAUGAUUCCAUACAAGAAUUUUAA